Molecule: messenger RNA, 1242 nt
Organism: Stegodyphus dumicola
Lineage: Eukaryota; Metazoa; Arthropoda; Arachnida; Araneae; Eresidae
Product: putative ubiquitin carboxyl-terminal hydrolase MINDY-4
Biological process (GO): protein K48-linked deubiquitination
Molecular function (GO): K48-linked deubiquitinase activity; cysteine-type deubiquitinase activity
Source: RefSeq, a predicted model, not a curated record
CUGAAAAUGAAGCUUCUAACCAAAACUUGAAGUGUGCCAAGAUGGACUUUAAUGUUAAUGAAAUAACUACAGAUGCUCCAUCAAAUAUGUUAUCUUGUAUUUUAGGUGAGGAUAGACCAAUAACAGUUGAUGAAGCUUGUGAUUUGAGACUUCUGUUAUUUGGAAAUACAGUUGAUACAUUUGGCACAGAAUGGACUGAACAAUCUUUCCACUUCAGAAGACGUCCUUUAUCAUAUGGACUCAGACAGAAAAAACCUGGUCCAUGUGGAGUACUUGCUGCUGUUCAGGCUCAUGUUUUAUAUGAGCUGCUGUUCGGUUCUGCUGCUGUAACCUUAGAUUCAGGACUUUUAAGGCCUAAGGCUGUUGAGCAGAAAGAAGCACUAGCUAGAGCUUUGACAUCAAUUCUGUGGCAGGCAGGAAGAAAAAAGGAAGUUGUGAUUGCUGUGAAGUGGAACAAGAUAGUAUUUGAUUCUUCCAUAACCUCUAACAUCUUACGAGCAGAUGGAAUGAUUGAAUAUUUACGAUUGAAGUAUUUUAGAUCCAGGAAUUGUGUUCUUGAAUAUUUUAUCAAUUUCAUAUCUGAGUUGAUGAAUGAUGACAGUGGAAGCUGUGUCUUGUUUUUAUAUUCUGUUAUAUUAACACAUGGUAUUGAAAGUAUAAAGGAAGAAAUGGAUUAUCCUGAAAGUCAUUUGAUUGGAGAAGAUGGCUAUUGUUCUCAAGAAGUGGUUAAUUUGAUGCUUAUUGGGAAAGCUGUGCCUAAUUUGUUUGAUGGAAAUUUGGAACUUAACUCUGGAGGUGAAGAAAAAUCAAUACAUCGAGGAAUUCCAGGACAAUCUGCCAUAGGCUUAUUGUCAUUAUAUGAGUAUCAAAAUACCUGUACAGUAGGAAAUCACUACAAAAAUCCCGUUUAUCCAAUUUGGGUGUUACUAAGUGGCAGUCAUUUCAGCGUCCUUUUCGGAACUUCUACUGACAUACUUGAAAAAACUUCUCCUGAUGAUUCAUUUCGGUUAUUGUAUUAUGAUGGCUUAUCAGUCCAGAAUGAAGAAAAUUCGUUUAUCAUAAAGCCAUUUGCCAAGCAAGUUGAAGACUCUAAAGACAUGACACUUCCUGCUGUUAUACGUUGUAUCUAUACCAGGUGGCCUCAUGCUUCUAUUGAAUCAGAAAAUAUAGAUUCCUAGUUUGGAGAAUGGACUAUUAUUUUUUAUAAACACCAUGAUAAUAAAUUUAAUAUUUAAAAAAUGA